This is a messenger RNA of Cheilinus undulatus (humphead wrasse), 6250 nucleotides long. RefSeq names its product ankyrin repeat domain 40 (gene ankrd40). Bases 227 to 1480 code for a protein of 417 amino acids. Lineage: Eukaryota; Metazoa; Chordata; Actinopteri; Labriformes; Labridae. Gene Ontology annotation, molecular function: protein binding. The record is from RefSeq and is a predicted model, not a curated record. The transcript is spliced from 6 exons.
UGAGGCGGUGGUGUUUUCGGCAGCAGCACACUGACGGAGCUCUGAAUCUGCGCCGUCUGUUUGAAUGUUAAUUAGUGGCGUUUCUGUCCGUACCGUGACUUUUAGCUUAAAAAGAAAUGGCACAGACAGAAGCUGCUUUAUAACCCCCCGACCAUCAACACUGGAGCUGCUACAAGCUAGCACCAAAGACUGCUAGCUCCUCGUUACGAUCGCAGCUGGUACCAAAAUGUCCACCACUUCGUUGGAUAAAGAGCUUCAGGAGCGGCUGAGAGAGGCGUCUGCUAUCGGAGACAUCGACGAAGUGAAGACGUUGGUGGAGAGUGGAGUCAAUGUGAACUCUCAAAACGAGAUCAAUGGAUGGACGUGUCUCCACUGGGCAUGCAAGAGGAACCAUAAGCACGUAGUGUCCUACUUACUGAGCUGUGGAGCAGACAAAGACAUCCUCACAGCUAAAGAUGAGCUAGCAUCACAGCUCACGUCUAAAGCAGAGAUCAAACGACUUUUAGGAGUUGAGGUGGAGGAAGUGCCUGAAGUGAAGGAGCCCGAGUUGCCAAUCAUCCCCAACUACCUGUCGAACCCGCCUUUCAUUUAUUCAAAGAUGGAUGGAAAGUUAGAGGCCCUGCUGGACCAGCACCUUACGCAGAACGGCUCAGGAGAACCAGCUGAAGACGCACAAAGUGAUACACCCUCCCUGUCCCCAACUCAUGAGCCUCAAAAACCACAGAGCCUGGUCUCUGACGGCACCAUGCUUCCCACCAACCCCCCCACCCACAGCAAAGCCCCGCUGACUGAAUUCAUCCCUGUGAGCGAGCAAAACGGCGUAUCUCCAAACCCAGCCUCGUCCCACAGCCACACCGUCGUUAACUGCACCGUGCCCAUGGACCUGUCAGUGGAGCCUCACCUCGUCAACCACGCUGACUACCCGCACACGAUGGCGCACAACGGCACCAUGUGCUCGCCUCCAUUGGCGUCACAGAGUCCCGGUCUGGGCGGCAGCAGCACGGGCCAGGUCCAGGCCCCGGUGGCCAGCGCCAACCCAACGAUGAGCCGGCAGCAGUCCAUCCCACAGCAGCUGAGCUACACUCAGGCCGGGGGGUCCAUGCCCGCAUUCCAGCCUUUCUUUUUCACCAGCACCUUUCCUGUCAACGUGCAAGAGUUGGUGCUGAAAGUGCGAAUCCAGAACCCUCAUGCACGAGAGAACGACUUCAUCGAGGUGGAGCUGGACCGCCAGGAGCUCACCUAUCGCUCUCUUAUGAGGGUGUGCUGCCGCGAGUUGGGCAUCAGCGCUGAGCACGUGGAGAAGAUCCGCAAGCUGCCAAACACCAUGCUGAGAAAGGAUAAGGAUGUGGCUCGGCUGCAGGACUUUCAGGAGCUGGAGGUUGUGCUGGAGAAAGCAGAGGGUCUGUCUCUUUUCUCUGCAGCUGGAGGCCUAACAGACAGACCCUGCUACAACAUGAAAGCCUCUCGCCUCACCUACUAGGUGUACUCAAGAGCACGAAGUCUCCCUCCGUAUGAUGGGCUUCUGUAGCUUCCCUCGAGCGACCGUUACUAGUUGCCUAGCCAGGUCUCUUGUUCCAGCUUUUUUAGCCUUUGGUGUUUGGCCAAACUUCCUAACUGGGGUUUGUUUUUUCUAGUUCUGUAGCUAUUGUCCUCCUCCAGUCCUCCUCUGGCCCUCCUGCCGCUUUAGUGUACCCAACCAGCUCGAAGCGAUUACUGAUGCAUGGUGUCCUCGAUUAUGUGCGAAAGUAUUCGGGCCCCUCUCUCCUCUCUUUUCUCUUUCUUUACUCCCACUGCACUUUGUGCCAACGCUCCAGUGGGACAACAGAGGGAGGCAUUGGCUUGUCUUCCUUACAGACUGGACUUGAAUAGGAUUUUGCAAUAGCCUUACAUGGACUCAACCCUAUACUGGACUAUAGUCAGAGAGGAAAUGUGACACAGGAGCAGAGGAUGAUGGGAAGGAUUUACAUAACACUAACUCUUUGAAGAUCAUGGUCAGUACACAGAAAGGUCAAGUUGCAGCACAGUGGACUUGCACACAACAAGGAGUGUUUUUCAGAUGUUUUAGCUGGUGCACACGCUCAUACAUGCUGUAGGCAGAAACCUUAGUGUCUUUCCAGCAGAGGGUGCCCAUUACUAGCCUAAGGUGAGAGGGAUUCAUCUUUAAUUUGCUGGCCAAACAAACUUAAAUCAUACAAGGAUGGACAUGAGACUGGGUUUUCAUCAUAUUUAAUCAUCCAGUCUUACACUGUGGAAAAGACUUUCUUAGUUCUGUUGGAAGUAUUCUUUUACAUGUCUUGUAAUGCCAGACAAAAACUUGAUAUCUACAGUAGAUAAAUGUGCUGCAACUUGAGCAGGACUAAUUUUUAUUUUAUUUUCUACAAUGUACAAUCCCAUCUGCUUUGCAGAGUGUGAUCUUCAGUUCAGUCAGAGUAACAACUGUGAAGUAUUUAUUUGAAAUGUUUGAGUUAUUCUCUCUCAUAAAGGGAGGCAUCUGUUGCGCUUUAGAGAGGCCCAUUAGAGUUUGUGUAUGAGUCACAAACUUAAUUUAUCAUAGAAAUUAAGCCUUAUGUGUCUGUUCUUCUGUUUAGCCAUUAUUUAGACUUUAAAACCAAAAACUAACCUAGCCAGCAAAGGUACCAACUGCAAAGCAAACUAUCACUGCUUCAGAGAAUGCAGCCUUGUUAGCCUUUAUCCCCAGAAAAUGUAGAGUAUUUAUAUAACAUAUAGGAGAGAGCAUGAUGAUCUGUGUUUAUGACUCUUGGUUUUAUGAUUAAGUGCUUCCUUGUUUCUCUAAGGCUGGCUUCACACUAGAUGAUCUUGGGCCUGAUUUUGGACUCGAUUAGCCCCCCAACAAUCAGGGGUGUGUGACCUAAAUCGGAGGCUUGUUGCAACUAAUUAUAGAUCCAAAUAAUCCUAAAGUGUGUGGUGCCUGCAUGAAUAUUUUACUGCUCCCUGGUUAGGUUGGCACUUCCUUGAUCUGGGAUCAUAAAUAACAAACAUGUUUGAUUUUUGCGAUUCUGUAUCAGGGGUCUAAUGCCUGCACGAGACCUAGCACUAUUGAAAAUUCACCCAGUGCACCAAACAUGCUCAAAUACGUAACAACACAGGCCAGACUGGCUGGGUUAGUGUCACUUUUUAACCGCUUUUCUCCCUCACAGGGGUACAAUCGUGUCUUCAAAGCCAACAGGGAGCUAUAAAGUUAAGUAAAUGAACUGUAUGACAUGCUAGUUUGACUCAUUCCCAACCCUUUUCCUUAGAGCCCCCCUACUGAUAUCUAACAAAAGCAGAGCCCCCCAAAGACCCAUGCAAAAAUAACUGAAACAUUUCUAUCACUGAUUGUUAAUAUUGUGAAUUUCACCAAUAAUAUUCCAGCAUAAAAGCCUUACAACACUUUUCCCUAGCAACAGACCUUUGUUUAAUCUUUCCACUAAUGUUUUAUUAGUAUUUAGGAAGGCUAAUGCACUGUAUAUCUGUGCAAAUAUUUUUUUUUCACAGUAUCAGAAAUUAUAAAGUCUUGUAUUGGGAGGGAAAGAAUUGUAUUGGAACAUCCCUAGUUUUUAUCAAUGAAACAGUUAAAAUCAAUCAGCCACAUGUCACUUUUUUGUUAGGUCUUGGAUGGACUGAGCUUAUAAGUAUAAGUAUGGAGGGCUCCAGAAACAUUGGGAACCACUUGUUUGCAGAAGGACAGAUAAACCAUUUAAUCUCUCCCCAAAACAGUGUGCAGCUGACUUAUAUUACAGAUUUUAUUGGCAGCAUUCUUCUCAGCCAGGAUUUCACAGAUAAUAUCGCUCUUCAGUAGAACAGAAUGAACACCAAGACUGCCAGUUAAUGACACAAGUCAUCCUCCAUUUCUUUCUAAGUCAUGUUUGAUCACCCAAGUUUCUGUGAGAUCUCGUCUCUGUGGAGCAGGUGUGUGGUUUCAUGAUCUGGCCAUAUUGCCUAGCUUGUUCUUCUGAGGAUAUUAAUCUUAAAAAACAGUUGAAAUGGUCCUUAACUCUGUGGUACAUCAAGUUAUCAAACUGGUUUAGGCUGGAGGCACACUCAAUGAUAAAAUUGUCCAUGUGUUUUUUAAAAAACGUGGACCACAGAUGUACUAACAGUUUCAAACUAUUUUCAUUUUAGAAUUCUCGUUCUAGGCCUGUAGUCAGUUUUCACAGAGAAGAUUCCCCUCACACAAGAUCUUACAACAUGAUCAGAUGUGACUUCAGAAGAAAAACAAACAAGGAGGACAAUAGAAAUCCUCAUCAGGCUGUUGCAAAGAUCAAAACAGGAAAGAGGAAAAGAAUAUGGGUGAAAUCUCGGCAGAGAUGAAGGUAUAGCUGUGGGGAUGCUACGCGGUCCGCUCGCUCUCACCAUCAUUAAGAGGAAGCAAAUCUGGUCCAGAGUUGGUCUUAAAAUUGUGUUUUGUGGCCAGCUUUGUAUUUGAAAGUCAUCUAGUGUGUUUCCAGCCUGAGACUCAUUUAAAUCUGUCUUUGUCACUUCAGUUUAAACCAAGGCUGUCUGAAUGAUAAUGUGAGUUCUUUAGACUUUAACAUGACACCGGGAUCUUUAGCUUCAGUUUGGUUACAGAGGCCAUUUUAUUUUAUUUAUGUUUAAUGUAAUUUUUUAGCUUAAUCAACUUUUUUUUUGUCUAACUUUGGUAAAACAGACAAAUUUCCUACACUAAAAUGUUCUUCUGUAUGUUAGAAGUUAAACCGGGCUAUGACAGGUUAAGAAGUCAUGCUGUUCAUGCUGCUUUCAUUAACAUUUAAUGUCCUUUUAAUUCUCAAUACUGGGGCUCCGUUAUUUUAAACAUUGCAGUAGGCAGCCAUUACACAUCAUACAGAACUUUCUAACCCAGUGUUAACUGUUUACUGUUCGGAUUAUACCUUAAGCUCUUACUGUAUUUGUAUGUUUUAUGAUAUAUUUUCUAUUAAUUUGUAUAUUUUUUUUAAACCAGCUAGGCCUGUUGUGUUUGUGUCAAAGAGUCUUCAAUCCUGCAAGAAAGAGUUCAACAAAGGGAAGAAAAGUACCGAGAUGCUGUUGUUUAAGCCAAGUGCAAUGAAGGGGGAAGAGAAAGUGGUUCAGUAAAGUUCCGCGGCGAGCAGAAAAGAUACCAAGAGUGCUUCUUUUACGUUCCCAAAGUCGUGCCACAUUUAAGGCAGGAGCUCAUUUAAGAUGGUGGGACGGCGUGUGAAGGAAACAGACCCCCUCCCUGGUUGUUAUGUACCCAGGGUGAGUGAGAGUAGCAUGUUUGAAAAAUCGUUUUUAUAAGAUCUUUGAUUCAGUUGGAAGGAGAUGAGUAACAUUGUUUAUGUGGGGUUGCUUAUUGUUCUAGAAAAAGCAGAAAACAGUUCGACUUAACCUAUGCAUUCAGAGUCUGAUAUUUUUAUAUACAGUACGUUCUGUGUACUUGUAAAAAUAACCUUAGGCACUGUUAAAGUUGUGUUUUUUGUUCUUAAGACUUGUAUCUGUCUUUGAUAAAGCAUGGUCAAUGACUUCCUCUCUUCCUCCUUUUUGUCCAAACGUCUCAUCUCCGUCUGCCUCGGGUUGAUCCGUCUGAUCUUAUUCUCACUUUAAAUGAAGGGACCAGUAACAGUAGCAUGUUUGUGUUGCAGGUUAUUUUCUGUAUAACUGCAUAUGUUUGAAGGAUAGAGGAGGAAAAGUGUGUUUCAGCUUGAAGCCACUAGAGAGAGCAAAAGAGCAAAUAUUACCAUUAAAGAGCCACUCUCUGUAAUACCACAAGUUUAACACCAUGUUUGUUCCUUUUAGCCAUAAAAGCCUUUAAAAACCUGCUCUUGGCUGUUCUUUUAAAUUUUGAAAUGCAUAAUAAAUGCAACUUUUGCACUGUAGAGACAAUUUUUGGGUCAAGUAAAAUCAAGUUCAAAACAAUUCUUACACAAGUAGUAAGUGAAAGUUUUCUGCAGUCCUGGAGUAAAAGUCAACCGGUCAUGUUUGGGGAUUAUCUUCAGUUUUAUAUUAAGCUAAGGGUGGUUGUCAUAGUUUUGUGUGAAAUUAAGCUGCAUUAUUAAGACCUUAUUAGAUCAAUACUAAGGCUUUCAUAUGCUUGUGCAAAGAAAAAACACUAGAUUUCUACACUUUGGGGAAAUUUACCAAAUACAUUCACAAAUCAGUUGGUGGAAAGAAUUCAAAGAUACAGCUGGAUACAUAUUACAUGCUUGCUCAAAAGUACUGGGAUGUUAUUUUUCAAACCUGAAGUGGUUCAGAAGUUUAGGAAUAUUCUUUUAUGUGAAUAAAUUAAUAAUUAAUG